UCUUUGGGCUUUAAUAGGCAGCAGAGUGGAACCUUGACCGCCUUCCUCUUUCUCCUCUCUCACACACACACACACAUACACACCACCUCACCUUCAAGCUUGAGUGUCAUGGUGGAAGGGAAGCCGUACCGCUACGGGCUGAUAGUUGCUGGCUGGUGCGUGGUGGCUUUGGGCCUCUUCAUCAUGACCAGGGAGAGGCCUCACGUCUACGCCACCAUGUGUGCCCUGGGCGGUGCCAUGGUUCUGGUCGGGACCACGUGGAGCCUGUGCCAGUGUUACCCUAAGAUUGUUCUCGCUCCCGGGAUGUGGAACGAGAACCUGGAGGAAGUAGCACGUCCUAAUCAACAUGAGAGGCACGCAGAGGCAGCCACCUCCUGCGUCCACACACCCUUAAAGAGGCACACCAGCUGCCCCGCGCUACAUCUGCUCUGACGUCAUCGGCACUCUAGAGAACAAAACUGCAAAUUAAAAACAACAGAUGUUUACACAUAGCUUGUGCAUUCCAGUUUAUUUUAUAUCAAAUAACCCCCCCCCCCCCCUCCCUCCCUCCCCCCCAAUCAAACUCUUGUCGUACAAAUUAAAACUUGAGUGUUUUAACAUGCGUUACAAACACACACACACAUACACAAGAACGUGAUGGCAGAUUGUGAAUUGUCCAAAAGAACCUGAUGGUAAAAUCCACUUGUAUUAUGGUUGCCACCCCCCUCCACCCCCCUCCAUCAUAACCCAGGUUUUCCUCGUCAUUAAAAGUAAAGAUUGAGUCAAGUAUUUUAUUUUUUUCUGCUUCCUUUGAA
Messenger RNA from Syngnathus acus (greater pipefish), 794 nucleotides. RefSeq names its product barttin CLCNK type accessory subunit beta (gene bsnd). Gene Ontology annotation, cellular component: basolateral plasma membrane. NCBI's taxonomy places the organism in Eukaryota, Metazoa, Chordata, Actinopteri, Syngnathiformes, Syngnathidae. The record is from RefSeq and is a predicted model, not a curated record. Gene Ontology annotation, biological process: chloride transport. Bases 109 to 432 code for a protein of 107 amino acids. Gene Ontology annotation, molecular function: chloride channel regulator activity. The transcript has 3 exons.